Molecule: messenger RNA, 1455 nt
Organism: Saprolegnia diclina VS20
Lineage: Eukaryota; Oomycota; Saprolegniomycetes; Saprolegniales; Saprolegniaceae
Exons: 1
Coding region: 8-1435 (475 amino acids)
Source: RefSeq, a predicted model, not a curated record
CUCAGAGAUGGACCAAGUGACGGCCAAGCGACAUUGCGGGGUGCCGACGCCAGCGAUGGCCUUGGACCACCUCCGCCUCUGCAUCGUCCAGUGCUUCCACUCGCAUCAGGAUGCCGUCGCCUUUCUGUGCGCCUUGCCGUCCCUUGAUGGGCCACUGAGAGCGCUGCUUAUGCUCUUGACGACGUCCUCGACCUUUCGAGACCAAUGGCCAGCGAUCGUUCUCGAGGACCUGAACGAAGCCGAGAGAGAUCUUGCCCGCGCUGCGCUGCCAGCGAUCCCAGCUAUACACAUCAAGGAGAGUAAAAGCCUGGCGUGCGCGCUCUCGGGUCGGUACUCCGACCUCGGCACAUUCAUAACAGCCUGGCCCACCAAGGUCACGCUCGUUCGCGAUCGCAUCUCUCGCGCCGACGUCGAGAGGUUGCGUUGUCUGCAGCACUGCACGCGCCUCGAUUACGUGAGCGUCUACGUCGAUGCGUUUGGUACACUACUGCCGUCGCUGCCGUCGAGUGUUCGCCACGUGACGCUUGUCGACGAUAGCCUCGACUUGGAGUACACUCCGGACGACCGCAUCGUCGAUUCGAACCUCGCAGUGACGCUGCGGCGGUGGCUUGAGAACGGCCAAAGCAAGCCCAAGCACGUCAGUUUCGAAUGCGAUUUGGCGCCCGAUGACGCGGCUGCCGUUGGUGACGUGCUUGUAUCCGCUUCACAUUUGACAACCCUCAAGAUCUGGCACUCGGCUGAGCUCGUCACGGCACUAAUCGCUACCCCCACGCCACUACCACCGCUGACAAGGUUUGCCAUCACGAUGGUCCCGAAAGGCGCGUCCCACCUCGUAUCGCGUCUCAAUUUUUCCGCGCUCACUCAUCUCGACGUUGAGUUCACGGACCUGAGCGGGGUCCUGCCUUUGCUACCAUCAAUGAUCAACCUGCGAGAGCUCACAUUAGUGGGCGGCGCGCUCUGCGAGAUGCCGUCGACGUUGGCGAAGGCCCCGAUAUCGCUGCGCGCGCUGGCGCUUCGGUUUGUCGACCUCGCGAGCGAAGCGCUGGACGCAUUUCUGCGGUGGCUCUUUGGCUUGCACCGGCUCCACUCUGUCACUGUCUACGACAUUUUCGUGUACGGCCAGUCGCUAUCACUGCGACAGAUAGCCGCGCGCCAUUGGACCCUCCGCACAAGCUUCUUGAGCACCGCUCUCAACGGGAGGCCAUGCGGGGUAUUGCAAGAUACGUCGACGCCAAAGCCCAACACUGUCGACGAGAUCAUGUUCUGGGCACUCGCUCGCGCCGUCUCGCACUUGGUCAACACCACGGUCGAGGUGUCGAUCGACUUUUGCGCAGAAAAGCUCGAGGACGUGACGCGCCAAGCUGAAGCGAGAUACGGCGUUCGAAUGACGCAUCGAUCGGCUACGGAGUACGGUCUCCAUAGCCCCACGAACUAAAACAUACGAAUACACGCAUG